Messenger RNA from Dichomitus squalens LYAD-421 SS1, 3038 nucleotides. RefSeq lists its product as uncharacterized. Gene Ontology annotation, biological process: calcium ion transmembrane transport; intracellular calcium ion homeostasis. Gene Ontology annotation, molecular function: calcium ion binding; calcium channel activity. Gene Ontology annotation, cellular component: membrane. The transcript has 9 exons. The record is from RefSeq and is a predicted model, not a curated record. Bases 237 to 2651 code for a protein of 804 amino acids. Lineage: Eukaryota; Fungi; Basidiomycota; Agaricomycetes; Polyporales; Polyporaceae.
AAAAGCACCGCCAUUUCAACGCCCACGACCACCCUUACCGCCCCAAGGGCAAGCUCCCCGUGCAGGUCCACUACGAGGACGCCAUCGACCCCCCCAGCCACAGAUUCGAGCCCGACUUCGCCCCGCCCUCCCGACCAUCGUCCAUAGCGGGCACGGACGAUGAGGACGACGACGAGGACUACGACUGGAGCGGCGAGGAGGACCUCGUCGACGAGGAGGCAAAGUUCGAGCAGGCGAUGGGGGUCAAGAAGAAAGAGCGCAAGUUCGGGUUCAUCAAGCUCGUCACGCUUCUCUUCUCCACCCUCAUCGGGUCGACCUUACUCUCCGGCCUCAUCAUCACCCCAGCGCUCCUCCUCCACUUCUUCUGGUACAAGCCCCAUCCGACCGACCACCGCAAGUUCGUCAAGGACAACGUCGAGGCAUGGCUCUUCUGGGCCGCCGCCAACCUCUCCAUCUCCUGGGGCCUCGCGCUCAUCGUCGACAUCGUCCCCGCCGUCGUCCGCAUCCUCAUCUCCAUCGUCUGGGGCCACGUUAGCGAGGUCAUCAAGUCCCGUCUCGAGCUCUACGCCAGCGUCAAAGGGCCGAUCAAGCCAGUCUUGUACGCCGCCAGCGGCUGGGUCAGCUGGGUCAUCUUGUUCAGCGGCAUCUACAAGCUGUACGACGCCGACCACGAAAGCGACAGCAGGGCGUCCUACACGCCACGGGUCUACGAAGUGAUCGAGUUCCUGUUCUUCUUCACACUAGUGAUCUGCGCGCAGAAGAUGCUCUCGCACUUCAUCGCGUUCUCCUUCCACCGCACCGCGUACAAGGAGCGUCUCGAGGAGGUCGGCGACGCCCUCCGCGUGAUCGAGAAGCUGCGCGUAUACCGCCCCAAGCGUCGCCACGCCGCGAAGUCGUCCUUCGGCCGCUCGACGCCCGUCUUCUCCGCGCUCCUCACGCCCUCGCACGAGCGCGACCGCUUCCUCAACCUGAACCCGAACCCGAACGGCGGCUCGCGGCCGAGCACCCCAGGCGGCUCCCGCGCGCCCUCGCGCGCGGGCACCCCCGAGCCAGGCCACGCGAGCGACAACGACGACGACCGCGAGGCGACGCUCGUGGGCAAGAAGGGCAAGCAGCGCACGUCGUGGUUCGUGCACCCGCGCAGCCAGUCCGAGCCGCAGCCGCAGCCGCGGCGGCAGAGCAGCGAGGAGAGCGGCGGGGAGCGGUCCGAUCAGCGGUUGCACAACAUCGAGACGCAGCAGCAGCACCGCUACCCGCCCUCGCCGCUCGCUCACAGCCCGGUGCACGCGGGGGGCUCGCCCGCGCGGGCGCGCAAGGGGCACGCGCACGGGGACGGCGAGCGCGAGAGCGAGGACGACGCGGACGCGGCGGCGAUGGUGCAGCACGCGGCGACGCACGCGGCGAAGGCGCUCAAGACGGCGAUCCUGCACGACGCGCGGAACAUCCAGGGGCGGGACGACGCGGAGCUGGGCGGGCUCGUGUGGAACGUGACGUCGUCGCACGAGGCGAAGCGGCUCGCGCGGGCGAUCUACACCGCGUUCCGCGCGCCGGGGCGGAACUACCUGAUCCCGCGGGACUUCUACCCGGCGUUCGCCGCGGCGGCGGAGGCGGAGCGCGCGUUCAAGGUGUUCGACAAGGACGGGAACGGGGACAUCUCGCGCGCGGAGAUCAAGACGACGCUGCUGAAGGUGUACAAGGAGCGGCGGUUCCUGAGCCGGAGCAUGCGCGACGUGGGGCAGGCGCUGCGCACUCUGGACAACAUGCUGCUGUUCCUGGCGCUGCUCGUGCUGUUCUUUAUCUCGCUGAGCGUGUUCGGGGUCAAGAUCGAGAACUCGCUGACGAGCCUGUACACGAUCGGCAUCGGCGCGAGCUUCAUCUUCAAGAACUCGGCGAGCAACGCGUUCGACGCGAUCAUGUUCCUGUUCGUCACGCACCCGUACGACACUGGCGACCGCUGCUUCAUUGAUGAUGAGAACCUCGUUGUCAAGAAGAUGGGACUGUUCGCUACGAUCUUUACGCGCUCGGACGGCACGGAGACGUACUACUUCAACAGCCAGUUGUUCAACAAGUUUAUUACGAAUGUCCGACGCAGCGAUAAAACCGCCGAGAACCUGACCAUGAAGAUCGCGUGGAAGACGCCGAUCGAGAAGCUCGACCAGCUCGAGAAAUGCCUGAACACGUGGCUGCAGACGGAGGAGAACCGCUGGUUCCAGCCGAGCACGUCCAUCACCCUCCAGCACAUCCACUUCCAGCAAUACCUCGAGUGCACGAUCGGCAUCCCGUACAACAGCAACUGGCAGGACUGGGGCCUCCACAACGCGCGCAAGACGGCGUUCCACGCCGCGGUGAACUACUACUGCCGCCAGCUCGGCAUCGUCGCGUACGAGCCCGCGCUCCCGCUCGCGUACGCGAACGCGGACACGCUCGAGAUCGCCGUCGGGCCCGAGGCGACGUCCGCGGAACAGGACGAGGACGGCGAGCUCGCGGAGGGGGACCCUCCGGCGUCCCCGGCCGACCCCGCGGACAAGAAGGUGGCGGUGCUCGGCUUCACGCCGCCGAGGGAGGACGGCAUCCCGAGCGGGAUGCGGCGGCGGAGGGCGAAGAGCAGGAAGGCGAUGUUCCGCACUUUUGGCGGUGCGGACGGCUUUUGAGAUGAGGCUGCUCUCGCGUUUGCGGUUAUGCGCUGCGCUUUGCCUCGCUGGCGGUGGCGGCUUGCUAGAAUCUGCUUGUGAAAAUGAUCUUACCUAUCGGUCUUUCGUAGCAUAGCUGUGGAGGGUUGAGGCAGCGAGGCGCUUCGGUCCUCAUGUCCUCAUGCGUGUUGUUGGUUGUUGUGCUUCGUCAAGUAGAUAGGGGGCUUCUCUUUUGCUCACUUAGACUUGGUAGUUGUUGUUGUGUUCGUGGCGGUCGAACUGAACGAAGGCCUGGACACGGCUCUACAUGUGCAUUGCACACGACACGCAUAUAGUUGUAACUUUGCAUCGCAUACCUCACAUAGCAUGGAUUACGCGCUUCCGCGGCAAUUGCAUACCUACGGGACA